UCUUUGCCACCAGCAAACAAAAUCUGUAUCGACUACGUAUAGUCAUCGUUAACGAAAUCAAAGCGACCUAAAUCGACGAAAUAGUUGGAUCAACUCCGGUCCAACGUUCCAGAAGAUUCUCGAAGAAGCCCGAAAGUAUCGCGAUAUCACGACCUCUGCUAUGUUCCAAGUCAGCGAACUGUCUCUCUCCAUCCCUCUACCCGACAAGAUACCUCGGUGACGGAUUAUAACACAACAAACCCAUAUAUUUACGAUUCUGGAUAGAGCGCCUGAUAGGGAGCUCUCUCGUUUUCUUUUUUCUUUCGGUUUUUCGGUCGGGGUUCGCAGUAUAUUGAAUGGAUUAAACACAAGAUGGCAUACGCUUCGCCACCAUACCACGGAUACCCGGAAGGGACUCCCUCUCCAUCUCCCCUAGGACGACACGGCGGCUUUUAUCAACAGGCCGCUCCUUCACCGCGUCACUAUUCGCACUCUCGACACGCCAGUCACGACUACGGUCACGGCCACAGCUCCCCGGGCGCAUCAUACCCAUCACCAAGAUACUCAAGUUCUGGACGCUAUUCUACCAGGACCGGUGUUGCGUCGCCCUUUGGUGAAGCCGAAUAUGUGAGUGACAAAACGCGGAAGACGCAUCAUCAUACCCACAACAAGCAUGGUCAGAGCCAGACUUGGUCGUUUCCAAACCCGCGGUUCACUCAGUCGUAUCGAGCCUCUUAUGGGGAUUCCGACGAAGACGAGUUGAUAAAUAUCGACGGUGAUAUCUAUAUUAUUCCCGGUGGUCGACGCACGAAGCAAACAUAUUAUCGUCGUAGUCGUGAAACUAAUCACUACUAUCCGCAGGGCUUCACUUAUGACAGAGACGGUACUCCUGUCAUCAUUGCUGAGCCGACUCAACGACACACUGAAACUACACCUCGACGUUCUCGCCGAGCAUCGGCAUCUACACCACAACGACCAUCGACGGCAAACCGCCCUUCGAGCUCAGCCAAGAAGCCACCACCACCCAUUCCCAAGGCCACGGAGGCAGAUGCGAGGGCGCACCACAUUCCUGCCGGAUAUUCUCUGAAGAACUGGGACCCCACGGAGGAACCUAUUAUGCUCCUUGGCAGCGUCUUCGACGCGAACUCCCUUGGAAAAUGGAUCUAUGACUGGACUGUAUACCGCCAUGGACCCGCAACGCCCAUCUCCGAUGUGGCCGGUGAAUUAUGGCUUCUCCUUAUCCAGUUGGCCGGGAAGGUCAAACGUUCCGAGGAGUGCAUGCCCAGGAUCAGAUCAGAGGACAACCGUCUCAUGAUCAACGACUUCAUCGAGUCUGGAGAACGCCUCAUGGAUAAACUCAAGAAGCUCCUUAAGGCAUGUGAGGGACCCAUGCUUAAGGUCGGCAAGAGGCUCGGGAGCAAGGAGCCACCGCUCCUGGGCAAGAACUCCGGCGUUGAGUUCGUCGACUCCAUCUUUGGCCGUGACCGUCAGCUUGACCACACCGAGAAGUUUAUGGCCAGCAUCAGACUAUGGAACCUCCGCUUCGACGCCAACUGCGAGGACAUUUUGCUCUACCCUACUGCUUAGGUUCACCAACACGCCUCUUUGGGCCCACCACAUACAUCAACAUACACGGCACAUUACAUCACCUCACUACAAUCAUACCUCAUUUACAUACCUUUCGUUUUGUACAACGAUGGUACAACAGAUACAUCGCACGCGCUACAGCGGGCCGGUUAUAGUCAACAACGCAUUAUACCCAUAUACCCGAGAUCACUUCACUGUGGUCUCCCAAAAAUAUUUCCAGCUAUCAGUCAUCCAAGUAAAGUAAUGGGGCAACCCUGGCACUGGCGUUUCUCUUAUGCAUGUUUUUCCGGUUUGAUACCACGGCAUACGAUCUAGACACGCACGGGCUUUUCAAGGGAAUUCGGACGACGGAUUGAUACCAGGACACAGAAUCAAGAAAACUAAGAAGAAAGAGAAGAGAAAAGGGAGGAGAAAUUAGAAUGGGACGGGAACGGUACGGGACGGGACGGGGGGGAGGAUCGGAAAAGUUUAUCGAGUACUGGAAGGCGCAGCGUUUAUGGUACGCUCUUCUCCUUCGUAAUGCGCGGGGCUUUCGUCAGGAAGGCGAAACUCGGCGAAUUUUGUUUUAAGACUUGGGAUUUUUGUUUGUCAGAGAUUUUGGAAUUUGGAACGGAAAGGCACAGGAGGCAACACUUGGAUUCUUGGGAUGGAUGGAUGGUGCAUUAUGGCAUGGAUCUGCCAUUGUAAUCGUAUUUUUCACUCGGGACGCGCUGGUCGGAGGCCUAUUUGGCGGUGGAUAUACCCCUUCUUAUUUUUAUCAAUCGUAGCUAGAAUCGAGAGUAUUGAAGACUUCUCGAGCA
This is a messenger RNA of Pseudogymnoascus verrucosus, 2366 nucleotides long. RefSeq lists its product as uncharacterized. The coding region runs from base 352 to 1566 and encodes 404 amino acids. The record is from RefSeq and is a predicted model, not a curated record. The transcript has a single exon. Lineage: Eukaryota; Fungi; Ascomycota; Leotiomycetes; Thelebolales; Thelebolaceae.